AUGGGAUACUCGAGCUUAUUGCUUCCACUACUCUUGACUUUGACACGGAUAUGGGGUCGUCCAAGUGCUGAUCUAGUCACACAUCUGCCUGGAUCCAAUAGCUCCCUCACCUUUGAGAUGUAUUCGGGUUACCUACAGGGUGCAUCUCCCAAUAUCCAAUUGCACUAUAUUUUUGUCGAAGCGGCCAAUGAUUCUGCUAUCGCACCCCUCGUUCUCUGGCUCAAUGGGGGUCCUGGCUGCUCCUCUCUUUUGGGCAUGUUCUCUGAAAAUGGGCCUUUUCAUGUUCGCAAAGGGAACCAACUCAAACCAAAUAAGUAUUCAUGGAACAAGUAUGCCAACGUUGUCUAUCUUGAAGCUCCAGCCGGGGUAGGAUUUUCGUUUUCAUACGACGGCAACGUUACGACGGAUGAUGAUUUGGUUGCCGACAAUAAUUACUUUGCUUUGACCAACUUCUUUGAGAAGUUUCCCGAAUUCAAGGGUCGUGACUUCUACAUAAUUGGAGAGAGUUAUGGCGGAGUCUACGUGCCCACUUUGGCUCUUCGUGUUGCCGACCACCCUGAAAUGGAGCUCAAGGGUAUCGCAGUGGACAAUGGACUCACUAGUUACACCUUGAACGAUAACUCACUCCUCUACUUCGCCUACUAUCAUUCACUCAUCGACGCGAGUCUUUGGGCAGAUCUUGUGAAUUAUUGCUGCGGUGGUAAGCUGGUUGGUCGCUGCAUGUUCACUUUGAAUCGUUCGCCUAGAUGUCAGGACGCCGUGAAAAGUGCAAACAGUAUCCUUUCAUAUGGAUUGAAUGUGUACAAUCUCUACGCUCCUUGUGAUGGUGGUGUUCCCGAAAAUGGCUCCUUGAAGGUUGUGAAGAAGGUUCCAACUUACAACCGCUUGUUCUCUUGGCGCGACAUCUUUACCAGAUUCAACCGGAGAUACGAUCAGUGGCUACGAAGAAUGCACGCUUUUCCUCAUGGUCCUGUAAAACCACGUCAGUCGGGUGGGAUUUCUCGGGAGCAGGCGGAUAGGGGCAACUUAUUCAGAUCUCUAACGAAACACGGUGAAACUUUUCUCAAUGAUAGGCUGGUGAUUUCGUGCUCGGAUGACUCCAUUCUGACGGAGUACUUCAACCUACCGCAAGUUCGUUCAGCUCUUAACAUCCCCACGAGCGUCCAGGAGUGGUCAGCCUGCGACAACGAGGUCUACACUCAAUAUAAACGUGUCUACUUAGAUUUAAGUGAACAGUACCGAACGUUGUUGGACAAGGGGAUUCGAACUCACAUUUUCAAUGGCGACGUUGACAUGGCUUGCAACUCUAUUGGUGACGAAUGGUUUGUCAAUGAUCUGGGAAUACCUGUGAGUUUUACCCUAAGUUGCCAAUCCCUUUUCCUUCUCUUCAAAAUAUUGCCUUUCACUCAUCGAGCAUUUGUAGCUUCACUUAUCAGCUUAGUAAAGCCUGUUAGCAUUUUAUCACUUCCUGAGCUAAAUCGUGUUGAGUGUUUUUCGGAGAAUCGUGCUCUUUGGAACCUUUUCAAGCACCAAUUGUCGUACUUUUACAUCGUCUGUAGGCCCAAAAUGCAUACAGCAAGCGUUUCACUGCCUCACUGGAUUUAUCCUUCAAAUACCUCACUGUUGACUGGUGCAGUAAAUAAAUCUACUUUUGUUUCAAAACCAACGUUUGUUUAUUUUAAAACACGUGUCUUUCAUUUUAAGCUAAAAGUCCCACGGCACCCUUGGUUUUUUAACGCUACGGACGGUACUAGGCAGAUUGGAGGCUACACAAAGAGCUUCUUGGUGGAGGCCUCCAAUACCACUCUCACCUUCUCGACGGUGCGUGGUGCGGGCCAUAUGGUACCCGCGGACAAACCGCUACCCGCCUUCACCCUCUACCACAGCUUUCUCCGGAACCUUCACUAG
Hydatigera taeniaeformis is the source of this 1908-nucleotide messenger RNA. The record is from the annotation of a GenBank genome assembly. Lineage: Eukaryota; Metazoa; Platyhelminthes; Cestoda; Cyclophyllidea; Taeniidae.